Messenger RNA from Lethenteron reissneri (Far Eastern brook lamprey), 5383 nucleotides. Its product is annotated as probable global transcription activator SNF2L2. Gene Ontology annotation, biological process: regulation of DNA-templated transcription. Gene Ontology annotation, cellular component: nucleus. The record is from RefSeq and is a predicted model, not a curated record. Lineage: Eukaryota; Metazoa; Chordata; Hyperoartia; Petromyzontiformes; Petromyzontidae. Gene Ontology annotation, molecular function: histone binding; ATP binding.
CCCCAAUGCCCGGCAACAGCGGCCGCCGGCGCAAGCGAUGGGCGCGGCCUGAACGAGGGCACGGCACGCGCUGCGGCCCCUGUGACCAACAGCCAGACACAAUGUCGGCACCUGGAGAUCAGGCCAUGGGUGGCACCCCCCACCCAGGCCUCUCUCCAGGGCCCGGCCCGUCCCCCGGCACCAUGAUGGGUCCCAGCCCUGGCACCAUGCUGGGCCACAGCCCUGGCCAGAUGGUGGGGCCUAGUCCUGGUGGGGCCAUGAUGGGGCCUUCACCGGGACCCAUAAUGGGGCCCAGCCCAGGACCUGGACCCUCACCUGGCUCCAUGCACGGAAUGAUGGGCCCAAGCCCCGGACCACCACCCAGUGGGCACCCCAUGGGCAUGCCAGGCGCUGCGGGCUACCCACAGGAGAGCAUGUACCCCAUGCACAAGUCAAUGGAAUCCAUGCAGGACAAAGUCAUGGUGGACGAUCCGCGCUACGGACCGAUGCGCCCGAUGGGCAUGAGGCCAACGAUGUCGAGCCUGCCUCCACCGCACAGCCCCAUGGAUCAGCAUUCCCAGGGUUACCCGUCGCCACACCCGUCUCCGAUGAGCGGUGCCGAGCACGCCUCCAGCCCCAUGCAAGGCGGCAUCGCACCUCCGCCAGCCGCUGGUCCGUCUGGGACGCCCGACCCAACACAGGGCGCCGUCGCAAGCAAGGGCACCUCGCCCUCCUUCAGCCCCCUCCAACUGCAGCAGCUGCGUGCUCAGAUCCUGGCUUACAAGCUGCUUGCCCGGGGCCAACCCUUGCCCGAGAACCUGCAGCUGGCUGUCCAGGGCAAGCGGCCGCCGCCGGGACCACAGUCGUCCCACCAGGCGCCCCCGCCCGGUCCCCAGAACCUCCCGCCGCAGUUCAGCCGUCCACAUGCAAUGGGUAUUUCCCCAAUGCCUGGAGGUGCAGUACAAGGGCCUAUGUCCACUGGCAGUAGCAAGCCGUGGUCUGAAGGUCCCUCGCUGAGUUCGGUGGUGUCGAGCAGCACGCCCCAACGCCACCCGACAGCCGGCCGACCCUCUCCUGCCCCACCACCCUCCGUGCCCCCGACAUCCGUGCCGGGCGGAGUGCCGGGUACCCCGCAGGGGCAGUCGGCCCCCCACCCACAGAUGACGCCGCAGCCUUUAGGGCCCGGUCCAACGCCACACGGACCGAUGGCCACACCGGGCCAUGUUGGGUCGAGCGUGCCGCCUUUCCAGUUACGCCAGAACCUCAUCACGCCAAUCGCCAAGCCACAGGGCCUCGACCCUGUAGAAAUCCUGCAGGAGAGGGAGUACAGGCUACAGGCUCGCAUCGCCCACCGCAUUGAGGAGCUAGAGAACCUGCCUGGAUCACUGCCGGGCGACCUGCGCAACAAGGCCACCAUCGAGAUCAAGGCGCUGCGCCUCCUCAACUUCCAACGCCAGCUACGGCAGGAGGUUGUUGCCUGCAUGCGGCGCGACACGACGCUCGAGACGGCGCUCAACGCCAAGGCGUACAAGCGCAGCAAGCGGCAGACGCUGCGCGAGGCGCGCAUCACCGAGAAGUUGGAGAAGCAGCAGAAGAUCGAGCAGGAGCGCAAGCGCAAGCAGAAGCACCAGGAGUACCUGAAUAGCAUCCUGCAGCAUGCCAAGGACUUCAAGGAGUUCCACCGGACGAUGACGGCCAAGGUGCAGAAAGUGACUCGCGCCGUGGCCACGUACCACGCCAACACAGAGCGCGAGCAGAAGAAAGAGAAUGAGCGCAUCGAGAAGGAGCGCAUGCGGCGCCUCAUGGCAGAAGAUGAGGAAGGCUACAGGAAUCUUAUCGACCAGAAGAAGGACAAGCGUCUGGCCUACCUGCUCAUGCAGACGGACGAGUACAUUGGUAAUCUCACGGACCUGGUGCGCGAGCACAAGAUUCAGCAGGCCGCCCGUGAAAAGAAGAAAAAGAAGAAAAGGAAGAAGAAGAAGCAGGAGGAGAAUGGCGAGAAUUCUAAUUCAGGGAUGGGUCCGGAUGGAGAGCCACUGGAUGAGAGCAGUCAGAUGAGCGACCUUCCGGUCAAGGUCAUCCAGACGGAAUCGGGCCGCAUCCUCACAGGCCCGGAGGCCCCUAAAGCCAGCCAGCUGGACACCUGGCUUGAGAUGAACCCUGGGUAUGAAGUUGCCCCGAGGUCGGAUAGCGAAGAGAGUAGCUCUGAAGAGGAUGACACGGAAUAUGAGGAUGAAGAUCUGCCUCAGCCGCAGGUGCCUCCUCCCGGCGAGGAGACCACGAAGAAGGGAAAGCAGUUGCCACACCCCGAGACUGAGGACGUCUCUGAGGACGACGCAAAGCACAUCAUCGAGCACGCCCGACAGGAUGUAGAUGAUGAGUACCGCAGGCAGGAGGUGAGCGGAUCGCAGUCCUACUACACCAUGGCCCACGCUGUCUCCGAGAGGGUGGAGUGCCAGUCGUCCCUGCUUGUCAACGGCUCGCUCAAGAUGUACCAGGUACAAGGCCUCGAGUGGCUGGUGUCGCUCUACAACAACAACCUCAACGGCAUCCUGGCUGACGAGAUGGGGCUCGGCAAGACUAUCCAGACCAUAGCCCUCAUCACCUACCUCAUGGAGCACAAGCGACUCAAUGGGCCCUUCCUCAUCAUCGUACCCCUCUCGACCUUGUCAAACUGGAUGCUGGAAUUUGACAAAUGGGGCCCAUCCGUGGUGAAGAUAUCUUACAAGGGUUCUCCUCUUGCGCGGCGAGCAUUCAUGCCACAGCUUCGCAGCGGAAAGUUCAACGUGCUGCUCACCACGUACGAGUACAUCAUCAAGGACAAGCACGUGCUGGCCAAGCUCCGCUGGAAGUACAUGAUUGUGGACGAAGGACACAGAAUGAAGAACCACCACUGCAAGCUGACCCAGGUGCUGAACACGCACUACAUCGCGCCACGACGCCUUCUGCUCACGGGGACGCCGCUGCAGAACAAGCUGCCCGAGCUGUGGGCCCUGCUCAACUUCCUGCUGCCCACCAUCUUCAAGAGCUGCAGCACCUUUGAGCAGUGGUUCAACGCCCCCUUUGCCUUGACGGGAGAAAAGGUGGACCUCAACGAGGAGGAGACAAUCCUCAUUAUUCGCCGUCUGCACAAGGUGCUGCGCCCCUUCCUCCUGCGCCGCCUCAAGAAAGAGGUCGAGUCCCAGCUGCCCGAAAAGGUGGAGUACGUGGUCAAGUGCGACAUGUCAGCGCUGCAGAAGGUGCUGUACCGACACAUGCAGGCCAAGGGCGUGCUGCUCACCGAUGGCUCAGAGAAGGACAAGAAGGGCAAGGGUGGUGCCAAGACUCUGAUGAACACCAUCGUACAGCUGAGGAAGAUUGCAAACCAUCCUUACAUGUUCCAGCACAUCGAGGAGUCGUUUGCGGAACAUCUUGGCUUCCCCAACAGCAUCGUGCAAGGGGCUGACCUAUUCCGCGCAUCUGGGAAGUUCGAGCUACUGGACCGCAUCCUGCCCAAGCUGAGAGUCAGCAACCACCGAGUGCUGCUCUUCUGUCAGAUGACCUCCCUCAUGACCAUCAUGGAGGACUACUUUGCCUUCCGUAGCUUUCGCUACCUGCGCCUUGACGGCACCACGAAGUCGGAAGAUCGCAGCAACUUGCUGAAGACGUUCAACGAGCCCAACUCUCCCUACUUCAUCUUCCUGUUGAGCACGCGUGCCGGAGGGCUGGGUCUCAACCUGCAGGCCGCAGACACUGUCAUCAUAUUCGACUCCGACUGGAACCCCCAUCAGGAUCUGCAAGCGCAGGACCGCGCCCACCGCAUCGGGCAGCAGAACGAGGUGCGCGUGCUACGCCUCUGCACCGUCAACAGCGUGGAGGAGAAGAUCCUGGCGGCCGCCAAGUACAAGCUCAACGUGGACCAGAAGGUCAUUCAGGCCGGCAUGUUCGACCAGAAGUCGUCCGGCCACGAGCGGAGGGCGUUCUUGCAGGCGGUGCUGGAACACGAGGAGCAGAAUGAGGAGGAGGAUGAGGUUCCGGACGAUGAGACGGUCAAUCAGAUGAUCGCCCGGAGUGAGGAGGAGUUCGAGAUGUUCAUGCGCAUGGACCUGGACCGGCGGCGAGAGGACGCACGCAACCCCCGGCGCCGGCCGCGUCUCAUGGAGGAGGAUGAGCUGCCCAACUGGAUCAUCAAGGACGACGCGGAGGUGGAACGGCUGACCUGCGAGGACGAGGAAGAGAAGCUGUUCGGCCGGGGUUCCCGGCAGCGCAAGGAGGUCGAUUAUAGCGACUCGCUCACCGAGAAGCAGUGGCUCAAGGCGAUUGAGGAGGGCAACUUGGACCUGCUGGAGGAGGAAGUGCGCAUGAAGAAGGCGCGCAAGCGGAAGCGCGAUCCCGACACGCCGGGGCCGAGCCGCGAGCGUGUGGGGGCGGCCCCCGAGCCGGAGGAGAAGGCGAAGAAGAAGCGUGGCCGCCCCCCCGUGGAGAAGCCCGUGCCCAACCCGCCCGCCCUCACACGCAAGAUGAAGCGGAUCAUCGACACCGUCAUCAAGUACCGUGACAGCUGUGGCCGACAGCUGAGCGACGUGUUCAUCCAGCUGCCAUCACGGAAGGAGCUUCCGGAGUACUACGAGCUGAUCCGCCGCCCUGUGGACUUCAACAAGAUCAAGGAGCGGAUCCGAAUCCACAAGUACCGAAGCAUGGACGACCUGGAGAAAGAUGUGAUGCUGCUUUGUCACAAUGCACAGACUUUCAACCUGGAGGGUUCCCUGAUCUACGAGGACUCCAAGGUCCUGCAGGGAGUGUUCCGAAGCGAGCGCGAGAAGGAAGAGGAGAGCGAGGAGGAGAGCGACAGCGGCGAGGAGGACGAGGGUGACUCCGACAAUGAAAGUCACAGCGUGAAGGUGAAGAUACGGCUGGGACGGCGGGACCGCGGGCGCGACAAGGGCAAAGCGCGCAAGCGGCCGAGCCGCCCCGCCAAGGUCAAGCCCGUGAUCAGCGACGAGGAGUCCAACGAGUCUCAGGACAACCAGGAACGUUCGGAGGGAAGCGGUGACACCGAGGAGGAUUGAAAUCGGCCGACAGUUGGAUUGUGACCAUCCCCCGGGCUUUGCAAACUUUGUGAUAAUGUACCACUUUCCUGGAUGGCGUGGAAGGCCUAUUAAUGUGCAUUUUAGAACACAAAUACGAUUUUCACGCCUCUGCUUAUUUGCUUUUUUUAUGCCCAAAGUGAGUGGCUUUCAAUGCUUCAUUUUUUCGUGUGCAUGUGUUACAGUGAGUGUCCAAAAAAAAUAGCUGUUGUUUUUUGGUUAUGAGCAGCCUAGUCUAGCAACAAUUACCCUUCGGUCGGAUCUUGGCAUUUGGGAUGCGUCCUCUUUACCAGUGAACUUGAAAGGCAUUGCAACAACUUUUUCGUGUACAUGCUGAC